Messenger RNA from Fomitiporia mediterranea MF3/22, 2457 nucleotides. Its product is annotated as major facilitator superfamily MFS-1. The record is from RefSeq and is a predicted model, not a curated record. Bases 103 to 2424 code for a protein of 773 amino acids. The transcript has 17 exons. Gene Ontology annotation, cellular component: brush border membrane. Gene Ontology annotation, biological process: transmembrane transport. Lineage: Eukaryota; Fungi; Basidiomycota; Agaricomycetes; Hymenochaetales; Hymenochaetaceae. Gene Ontology annotation, molecular function: transmembrane transporter activity.
CGUGGCUCGCUUUGGAGAAAUCUGUCCGAUGAAGAGCUGGCAUCACCAUCUGCUGCGGAAAGACCACCUAUCCCGAGCGCUUUAGCACCUUCGGGAGAGACAAUGAGCUCCCCCUUGCCUGCCUUACCUAUGGCUGUUCUUUCAAUUGUCAUGCUAGGAGAAUUCUUAACAGCCAAUGUAGCUACCCCUUUCUUGCUGUUCAUGGUCGAAGGAUUCGGUGUCUUCAAGGAAGAAGCAGAUGUUGGUUAUUGGACUGGAAUACUUGUGUCGUGUUUCUUCAUAACACAGUUCUUGACUUCCUUGCUUUGGGCCACAGCGGCAGAGAAGCACGGAACAAGAGCCGUGCUCUUCGUAUCUCUACUUGGGAGCUCUCUAACGUGUUUCGCUUUUGGGACGUCAACAUCACUACCUCAGGCUAUGACCAUCCGACUCCUCCAAGGCGUAUUCGCUGGAGCUAUCGGAGUUGGACGAGGAAACAUAGCAACUAUCACUGAUCCUAGUAAUGAAGGUCGUGCAUACGCCAUUCUCGGUUUCGCUUGGGGGUUUGGAGGUGUAGCGGGCGCAAUUGUAGGCGGUAGCUUUGAGAACCCGGCAAAGAAGUGGCCAGGCAUGUUUGCAGACGUCCCUUUGUUCGUCAAGUAUCCGUACCUUUUGCCCACGGCUAUUGCAGCAUCAAUAACAUUCAUUGGCGCGAUACUAAGUCUUUUUCUUGCUCCUGACGGAGGUCCCCGGGAGGGUGCUAUUCGCCUUCCACCAGAAAAGGUUACAGCGCACGAGACUAUCCCAGAGGAGCCUUCCACACCUGUGGAAGAAUCUGCGGGUGCAGCAAAGUCGUUGAAGCAGCGCUUAUCGAAUAAGCUGUCUGGUUACUUCGCUAAGCGCGUCCGGGAUGCACACGAAGUGUCUUCUCUGACGGAGGACAACAACAACACGCCAGUGCCGUUAUCUCCGUCAUUCAGACGUGGCAGUAACAAUCGCUUUCGUACUCAGUCACGGACUUCGCGCACGGAUGGUUCUGCAUAUGGAUACGGUGCUGGGUACAGAAAUAGACUGGCCAGUAACGUGAGCCAAAGUUUAGCGGGACGUCGGGGGAGUUUAGCAAGUACUAUUGCUCGUCGACGUCAGAGCAACGCUAUUGCUGGAGGGGCUUCAGGAAAUGAGCAAGUACAGGAAGGCGGAGAACUCAACUUUGCUCAACGCCUUUUGAUGGCUAACGAGCUCGCGGUGACGAAUAUUGCCGAUCUCUGGGUGGCUGCUGCUAUCAACGCGGACAAUGAAGAUGUGUUCCUGUCCGAUUCUGAGGUCAAUGAUGAGGACGACGAUCCAUUCCAAGACGACGAUGAUGAUGAAGAAGCACAGCCCCCUACUCUUGCGGCACGUUCUUCUUUGAAUGUGCCCGCUCCGCGGACGCUUGGGCCUUCUUCACCUGGCCGAACGGGUCGAAUGUCAACCAUUCAUCGACCUUCUGAUGCUAGUGUCCUUCGUCUCGGUUCCCCUCGCCGUCCUUCGCAUCGACAGUCUGUCGGCCAAGUUAUCGGUGCUUCAGCUGGAUCACCUAGGAAGGUAUCUGGUUCUGUGCCCGCCAUUUUCUCCCAUACGGGUGUACGCACUCCUUCAAUGCUUGAACAUCAAGCCCCUCCGCCGCAACCCUUGCUUCCUCGUGAAUCCGGUGAUGUGGAAGCGGGUCUUGGUGAUAGUCUCGUACCAAUUUUGGAAGGCGAACGACAGACAACUUUUGCUCGACCCGACCAGCCAACCACCGACGAACCGCUAAACGUGAUAACCGAGAAACAGCCAUCUAUUCUUUCUCAGUUGCCAGCUAUGAUAAUAUUCCAAUAUGGUCUGCUGGCGCUCCAUUCGACCACACACGACCAGGUCUUCUUAUCGUACUUAGUAUCAAAAUAUCCUGCAGGUGGUCUGAACUUAAAUGCGGGUCAUUUUGCUCAGCUCAUUGCAUUAAUGAGCCUCGCAUCUAUCGCAUAUCAGUUCUAUCUCUAUCCGAACAUGGGUCCGCCUCGUGGCCGAUUCUCUCAUCUCGCAAUGUUCCGGAUUGGUUCACUCCUUUACAUUCCAGCGUAUCUCACGGUUAUCCUAUAUCGACCCUUGGCAAGUGCUGAAGACGACGGAAACUUCUUCCUUAUGGCUGCUUUGGUAUUUAGCACUGCAUUGCGUUAUGCCGGGAUAACGUUCACGUAUACGGCGGUGGCAAUACUAUUGAACUAUAUGUCUCCGCCACAUAUCCUGGGCUACGCAAACGGUGUUGCGCAGAGCAUCGUUAGUUUUGCCCGAUUCUUGGGUCCUGUUCUCGGUGGAUAUCUGUGGUCCGUAAGUGUUGACGGGAACCCUUCUGGGUAUCCCUUCGGUUUUAUAGUCUGCGCUGGUGUCACCGCGGUUGCCAUUGCCCUCAGCUUCUUUAUACGCUAGUUUGAAUUGCCUGCAUUUUCUUUACCUCAACCC